Messenger RNA from Bactrocera oleae (olive fruit fly), 609 nucleotides. The record is from RefSeq and is a predicted model, not a curated record. NCBI's taxonomy places the organism in Eukaryota, Metazoa, Arthropoda, Insecta, Diptera, Tephritidae.
GCUGAUUCUAAACAUAAACCUUCGAAAGCUAGAUCGCAAGAAAAAGUUCAAAAGCAGGCUUCGAAAACGUCUUGUUGGUCUUGUCGGUCCAAUGGAGAAAAAAAUAAAGCAAAGAAGUCGGACAAAUCUAAAAAGAAAUCAUCAAAAAGUAACAGUCAGGAGAAAAUUCAAAAGGAUACGUUAAAGAAACCUGCUGAUUAUAAACAUAAACCUUCGAAAGCUAGAUCGCAAGAAAAAGUUCAAAAGCAGGCUUCGAAAACGUCUUGUUGGUCUUGUCGGCCCAGUGGUGAAAUAAAUAAAGCAAAGAAGCAGGAUGAACCAAAAAGGAAACCAUCAAAAAGUAAAAGUCAAGACAAAGAUAAGUCAAAGCAGCUAGCGGAUUCUAAACAAAAGCCUUCGAAAGAUAGAUCUCAAGAAAAAGUUCAAAAGCAGGCUUCGAAAACGUCUUGUUGGUCUUGUCGCUCCAGUGGCGAGAAAGAUAAAACCAAACAAAAGCCUUCGAAAGCGCGAAGUCAAGAAAAAGUUCAAAAACAGUCAUCCAAAACAUCUUGUUGGUCCUGUCGCUCGAGCGGAGAAAAAAAGAAAACCAAGAAGUUUGAUGAAUCUAAA